GGCACCCCUUGAAUACGAGUCCCUAUUCAAGAGCCUAUUAAAAAACAUAAACAAGUAAAAAUGGGGUCUUUAGAAAAGAAUAAAAAGUUGGGUGUCCUUGGCAUCGCUUCCAUCCUCUUCCUGGCUUUCGUGGUGGCUGCCACCGCCACUGCCACCGAGUCCGGCAGCGAGUCCGCGGGUUCCGGUGCCGAGUCAUGUCCCAGUGGCGGUUCCGGUACCGGUGCGGAGUCAUGUCCCAGUAGCGGUGCGGAAUCUGGGUCUGUGUCUGGGCCUGGGUCUGCUGGGUCGUGCGCCGCUGGUGAUACAAAUAAGGAGACCUGCGUAGAGAAGAACCCGGAGGGUAACGCCGUUAAUAAGAUGAGCACACACGAGGUUAUGAGGGCGGCGUUCUCGCUGGACAGCAUAGCGGACGCGAUUGGGAAAUCGGAGCAUUUGCAGCAGUCCGUGAAAUCUCUUUGCCAGUCGACCGAUUUCAAGGAGCUGUGCGAGAAGAGCCUGGCUAGAGCUAAUCACUCACAUGACCCGCGGAAGCUUAUGAACGCGGCGUUCUCGGUGGCGUGGGAGAAUCUCGCCGAAACCGUUUCCCAUUCUGAGCUUCUGAAGAGGGCGGACAAGGACCCCAGGACCCACGAAGCACUGGACAUAUGCAAGGAGGUGCUAGACCACUCCAUUGAAGAUCUCAAGAGAUCUUCUCACAAGGUUGAGGAAUCUACUACCAUCAACGCCGAACACGGUAACGACCUCAAGGUUUGGCUCAGCGCCGCCAUCACUUUCGAACAGACCUGCCUGGAUGCCUUCGAGAACACCACCGGCGAUACCGGCGAGAAAAUGAAGCACCUCCUUAAAACCGCCAUGGAGCUCACCAGCAACGGCCUGGCUAUGGUCACUAAGCUCACCGACUUCCUUAAGACCUUGGAAAUCCCUGGGUUCAGUCGUAGGUUGUUAGAAGAUCAAGAAGCAGCUGAAAGUCCUGAAAACAUAGACUCCGAUGAUGAAGUAUUUCCUCAAUUCGUAGACCCCCCCACCCGCCACCUCCUACGUGCGCACCCGCACUCCAUUAGAGCCGACAUUGUGGUUGCCAAGGACGGAAGUGGGAAAUUUAAGACCAUCAACAGCGCUCUGGCCUCCAUCCCGCCCAAAAACACCCGCCAAAUUAUAAUCUUCAUCAAGGCCGGCGUGUACAAAGAAUACGUGCUUGUUCCUAGGAAGAUGAACAACAUUGUUUUCCUGGGAGAGCACCCCACCAAAGUGGUGAUCACCGGAAACAAGAAUUUCAUCGACGGGGUCGGCACUUAUAAGACCGCCACGGUGGCAGUAGAAGGAGACGGGUUCGUUUGCCGGGACCUUACAAUCGAGAACAGAGCCGGGGCAGCCAAGCACCAAGCCGUGGCCCUUCGGGUUUCAGCCGACAUGGCCGUGAUCCAUAACUGCCACAUCGACGCCUACCAAGACACCCUCUACACCCACUCCUACCGCCAGUUCUACCGCGCCUGCACCAUCACCGGCACCAUCGACUUCAUCUUCGGGGAUGCCGCGGCCGUCUUCCAGACCUGCAAGAUGAUCGUGAGGAAGCCAAUGGAGAAUCAGGCCUGCAUGGUGACCGCCCAAGGUAGAAAGGACCGCCGAGGGGUCGGCGGGACUGUCCUCCAAAACUGCUCCAUCCUCCCUGAUCCCGCCCUCAGGGCCACCCACCCACCCGUCAAGGUCUACCUCGGGAGGCCAUGGAAGGAGUACUCCAGGACAAUCAUCAUGUCAUCUUUCAUUGACGGUUUCAUCGCCCCAGAAGGUUGGUCUCCAUGGGAGGGCAACUUUGCUCUGAAUACCCUUUGGUACGCGGAGUAUAAAAACCGCGGCCCAGGAGCUAAUACCGCUAGAAGGGUGAACUGGAAGGGUAUCCAGAAGAACAUUUCUCCACAGACUGCUAGGCAGUUUACUCCUGGAGUGUACCUUGAGGGUGAUGCGUGGAUCAGGCGCGGCCAUAUCCCCUAUUUCUCUGGAUGGAUAUAAGCGGCCCGGCCAGGUGACUCUACAACACAGCUAUCAUGAGAAAACGAUAACCCCGAGCAAGGAUUUCAUCCUACUCAACCUACUUUUACUAUAACUAUUAAGUAGCUAGAUAGAGGAAUAUUAGGAGGGUUUCCAUGUGAAAACCUGAGCAAAUAUCUUCUUCAACCAUGCAUGGAAGAAGAGUAUAGUUGAAAGAUUACAUUAUUUUUGAACCACAAUAUAAAAAUGUUGUUUCAAUUUA
Ipomoea triloba (trilobed morning glory) is the source of this 2248-nucleotide messenger RNA. RefSeq names its product pectinesterase-like. NCBI's taxonomy places the organism in Eukaryota, Viridiplantae, Streptophyta, Magnoliopsida, Solanales, Convolvulaceae. Gene Ontology annotation, molecular function: pectinesterase inhibitor activity; pectinesterase activity. The record is from RefSeq and is a predicted model, not a curated record. The transcript has a single exon. Gene Ontology annotation, biological process: cell wall modification. The coding region runs from base 61 to 2007 and encodes 648 amino acids.